ACAAACCGUCCAUGGUGGAAGUCCGUCGUUGAACUUCCGGUCCCUCGGCGCACGCUUUCCUUCCGCGGUUUUGUGAAACGAAUAUCAUACGAGUAACUAACGGCUUAUAGAAAAUAAAGAAGUAUGAGUAAAGCACAUCCACCCGAGCUGAAGAAGUUCAUGGACAAAAAGCUUUCAUUAAAGUUGAAUGGAGGCAGACACGUGCAGGGCAUUCUGCGGGGGUUUGACCCAUUUAUGAACCUGGUGGUGGAUGACUGUCUGGAGAUGGGCCCAGGAGGACAACAGAACACCAUCGGCAUGGUGGUCAUCAGGGGAAACAGCAUUAUCAUGUUGGAGGCUUUGGAGAGAGUAUAAGAGAGGAGGGGGCAGCUACAGAUGGAGAAGAGAAUGAUCCACACAUUUUUACAUCCUGUUAUCCCUUUUAGUUAUUUGUUCCUUUGAAAGAGGCAAUGCCAGCUUUGUGUCUUUGUUGUAAGAUGUCUGAUUUCCAAUGACAGGGAUGUUUUUUUCUUUUCAUUUUGAAUUGUGUAAUCUUGUGAAUAAAUACAUUUUUCUUCUUA
Molecule: messenger RNA, 560 nt
Organism: Lates calcarifer (barramundi perch)
Lineage: Eukaryota; Metazoa; Chordata; Actinopteri; Centropomidae
Product: small nuclear ribonucleoprotein G
Exons: 4
Coding region: 124-354 (76 amino acids)
Biological process (GO): mRNA splicing, via spliceosome; spliceosomal snRNP assembly
Cellular component (GO): U2-type prespliceosome; SMN-Sm protein complex; spliceosomal tri-snRNP complex
Molecular function (GO): RNA binding
Source: RefSeq, a predicted model, not a curated record